AUGCCAGGCUUGAACAUGCAGGCCACGCUUCCAGUUCCUGAAUUUGUUCCCAUUAACAUCAAUAUAAUCUACAGCAUGCAGAACCCAGUUGAUGGCAUCCAGUUUGUCAUAUCAAUGGAUGCGUAUCCAUAUUGCACAUGGGAUUUUGAGUUCGUCAUCCCAAGAUAUCUUGAGCAACAGGAGUCUGCACCCGAAGAUGACGGAGAGUUGCUGGAAGGUGAUAACUCCACCAUUGUGGUCUGCAGUGGAGAGCUUGUUGAACAGGUGGCUCAUUCUUGCAACUCGAGCAAGACGAUCUUCAUGUUUUCUCAGAACACAUCAACCUCCGUGCAGCACAUCGCUUUUGCUGCAGGGCCAUUCCACGUCCACUCCAUUUCAGCUGAUUUGAGUGCCACUGAAGACGUGUCUGGGACUUCACAACCUCUAAUGCAUGUGUUCUACUUCCCGGGUCAUGAAUCGCUGCUGGGUACUUUUGUAUCCUUCAUGCGAUCUGCAAUGAGCUUCUAUUCUACCGAGUUUAGAUCAUAUCCAUUCGGGUUGCACAAGCUCAUAUUCGUCGACGAGAUGCUGACGCAGUGGUUUGAUAGUGCCACACUUUCACUCAUCACUGUGGAUCUGCUACAGGGCAAAGAUGCGAUCGAUCAGGUCCUCAAGAUCCGCCAUUGUUUGAGCCAUGCUCUUGCAUGCCAGUGGAUUGGCAUCAACAUUCAGCAAAAGACGUGGUCAGACACUUGGUUAAUGAAUAGACUUGGAUUGUAUAUCACAGGACUUUUCAUCUGGAAGCUCAUGAGGAACCAUGAGUACCGAUUCCGAUUGAAGAAGGACAUGGAGUGCAUGCUCGAGCUCGAUAAUGGGUUCAUGUCACCGAUUUGCCAGCCACAGCUCUUUGAGCCUCCAGACCCAGUCACUCUGGCAUUCAUCAACCUUAAAUCACCCCUCAUACUUCACAUCCUCGAUCGGCACCUAGGGAAAUCUGGCACAUCCCUCGAAUUGUCUCGUGUCCUUCUCAAGGUGUUCUUGUCUGCUAUUAGCGGAGAGCUACCGAACAACACGCUCUCGACUCAUUUGUUCCUGAGGACUUGCCGCAAAGUGAGCGGCAUUGAUCCACAUUCGUUUGCAGAACAAUGGAUAUAUGGCAGUGGCUGUCCGAUGUUUGGGUUCUCUGCCACCUUCAAUUGCAAAAAGAUGGUGGUGGAGAUCUCAAUGCACCAGGAAGCCCCAGCAUUUAAGGUUCACGAGAACAAUGAGGUGACAAAGGUGCUCAUGAAGCCAGCUGCAGUGCUGUUCUUCGAGGGCCAGAUGACAAUACAUAUACACGAAGCUGAUGGCAUGCCUUACGAGCACAUCCUCAACAUCAGGAGUUCUUACAAAUGCUAUGAGGUUCCAUUCAACACCAAGUACAAACGUGUGCGGCAGAAUACAAAGCAGUAUCUUGCCUGUCAAGCUGCUGCACAAGCCACUGCAGAGGGUGAUGCAGAGGCUGUGGCUGCUAUGAAUAUGGUGAACAUGGGUUUCGUCACUGACUGGACUGAAGAAGAUGAACAGAACAUGGCUGGGCAGAUGUACGAGUGGAUACGGAUUAACACUGGCUUCGAGUGGAUUGCUGCUAUUGCCUUUGACCAGAAGGAUUAUAUGUGGGUCUCACAGUUGCAGCGCGACCGGGAUGUUGGUGCACAGUAUGAGGCUAUCCAGGUAUUGUUGAAGACACCAAAUGCCAUGAUAUCGAGCACAUUUGCCAAGACAGUGCUUGUGUCCAAUUACUACUUCCAGAUCCACUGCGAGGCUUCAUAG
Molecule: messenger RNA, 1791 nt
Organism: Laetiporus sulphureus 93-53
Lineage: Eukaryota; Fungi; Basidiomycota; Agaricomycetes; Polyporales; Laetiporaceae
Product: zincin
Exons: 5
Coding region: 1-1791 (596 amino acids)
Biological process (GO): transcription initiation at RNA polymerase II promoter
Cellular component (GO): transcription factor TFIID complex
Molecular function (GO): RNA polymerase II general transcription initiation factor activity; transcription cis-regulatory region binding; chromatin binding
Source: RefSeq, a predicted model, not a curated record